Porites evermanni is the source of this 633-nucleotide messenger RNA. The record is from the annotation of a GenBank genome assembly. NCBI's taxonomy places the organism in Eukaryota, Metazoa, Cnidaria, Anthozoa, Scleractinia, Poritidae.
AUGAACAAAUCUAAGAUGAUUUCAGACGAGAUUGACGGAGCGACGAGACAAGGCCACGAAGAACUUGCCAAAGGAAACAUCGAAGAGGCCUGUAGUUCGUUUGAAAAGGCUGUCCAACUUGCGGAGGAUCUCAAGGAGGGCUUUACUGAAAGAGCGUGCUAUUUCAACUUAGGAGCAUGUUACGUCGCGCGGGGUGAUGCUAAACGAGGUGUCGAAUUUUUGCUCAAAGCUUUUCCUCCAGAAAAGGAAUCAGAUGGCGUCACAAACUAUGCGGAUUUGCAAUACAAUUUAGCAACAGCGUAUGAUGCUCUUGGUGAGGUAGACGAGGCUGUAAAAUACUAUGAAAUCGCCGCAGAGGAAUAUAAGACGCAAGGAAAUGAAGAAAUGCGAGGGGAAACUCUCCUUAAACUGGGCAAUGAUUGUACGAAUCGCGGUGAAAUUAAAAAAGCCGCUGAAUUUUAUCAGCAGGCUGCUGAAAUUUUCCAAGAACUUGGUGAUAAAAAGACUCAGCUACUUAUUUUAAACAAUCUCGCUAGCUUACUUGCGGAGCUUCGCGACAUAGCACGCUGCGGAGCAGUGCUAACUCAGGUUAUUGAAUUGUGCGUUGAAGUUGAUGACGUUCCUCUUAAGGGU